UAAAUAAAACCAUCGACGGUAAUCCUUCAUUGCAAGAUCUUGAUGCGGUGUACUCGCUGACUGUUAGCUAGCUAGCUAGUAUUUGCACUGUUAUAAUCAGAACAUGGACAACUCGGGGAAAGAGAAGGAAGCGAUUCAGCUUAUGGCUGACGCUGACAAGAAAGUGAAAACUUCUGGCUCGUUCUUGGGAGGCAUGUUUGGUGGACCUCAUAAAGUGGAGGAGGCGUGUGAAAUGUACUGCAGAGCAGCCAACAUGUUCAAGAUGGCCAAGAACUGGAACGCUGCUGGUAAUGCGUUCUGCCAGGCCGCCCGGAUCCACAUGCAGCUCCAGAACAAACACGACUCGGCCACCAGCUUCAUCGAUGCAGGAAACGCCUUCAAAAAGUCUGACCCCAACGAGGCUAUCAAGUGCUUAAACGCAGCCGUUGAUAUAUACACAGACAUGGGAAGGUUCACCAUCGCAGCCAAACACCACAUCACCAUCGCAGAGAUCUACGAGUCAGAACUGGUGGAUAUAGAGAAGGCCAUCGCCCACUAUGAGCAGGCAGCAGACUACUACAAAGGAGAGGAGUCCAACAGUUCUGCCAACAAGUGUCUGCUGAAGGUGGGGGCCUACGCCGCUCAGUUAGAACAAUACGCCAAGGCCAUCGAGAUCUACGAACAGGUGGGAUCCAGCACCAUGGAUAACCCCCUGCUGAAAUACAGCGCCAAAGAGUACUUCUUCAAAGCUUCUCUGUGUCAUUUCAUCGUGGAUGAACUCAACGCUAAGCUUGCUGUGGAGAAGUACGAGGAGAUGUUCCCAGCUUUUUCCGACUCAAGAGAGUGCAAACUGUUGAAGAAACUCCUGGACGCUCAUGAGGAACAGAACUGUGAAGCUUUCACUGAAGCAAUUAAAGAGUUUGAUUCCAUCUCUCGUCUGGACCAAUGGCAGACUACCAUGUUGCUGCGCAUCAAGAAGACCAUCCAGGGGGAUGAGGGGGACCUGAAGUGAGACUACACUGGGGGAACACAUCACCACAGGGAAACACAUCAUGGCAUGCCACCCCCUCUCCAUUUACCCCCCCCCCCCACUCUCACCUCACAUUGUUUUUGUGCAGUGUCGAGGUUCUUAUCGUUACAGUAUGAGUUAGUUACAAGAGAACUUCAGCUGCAAUGUGUAGAGGCCUAUAGAGGAUCUGUAGAAGAGUGUGUGUACCCUGUUUAUUCCAAAUGUUAUGUUGAAUUCUAUUAUAUGAAGGUAUCAGUUGCUCUCCUAUUAAUAUGGCCAAACCCUAGUUAGGAUGUGGAUCUACAGUCGUACCUCUUCAUGGAGGAUAUUGCCUGUACAUUUCCUGUCUAGUGGUGAGUAACCUCAGUAGGGCAGAGAGGUGUUUCACUAAUGCAUAAACACUGCAUGAUUUGUACAGUUGUAAUUAAUUAUUCUAUAGUUUAGCACGUGACUAAUCUAGAAAUUAGUAUUUAAAUAUAUUUAAAGAUGACUUAUGAUGUUGUAAGCUUUUUUCCAUUCUUUCCUUGGUUUCCAACUUGAAAAUGUCUUAAAGGGAUUUAGAAAGGAAAUGUCCAUUACUUCCAAUAUCAUAAACGGUUGUUGUAAACUAAAGAAUUUGAGCCUGAGUGAUGACAAUGAAUUUGUUUCAUAUCCAAAACAGCCAGGAAAAAUGUCAGCCUGCAUAUCAAGCUUCUUUCAGGUGGAAUAGUGACCUUUUUUAAUUUGGUCUGAGAAUGGACAGUAAUAAAGAUAUCUAUAAUUCUCUGUUAA
Molecule: messenger RNA, 1759 nt
Organism: Oncorhynchus masou masou (cherry salmon)
Lineage: Eukaryota; Metazoa; Chordata; Actinopteri; Salmoniformes; Salmonidae
Product: beta-soluble NSF attachment protein-like
Exons: 10
Coding region: 104-991 (295 amino acids)
Biological process (GO): regulation of synaptic vesicle priming; SNARE complex disassembly; intracellular protein transport
Cellular component (GO): synaptobrevin 2-SNAP-25-syntaxin-1a complex; terminal bouton; vacuolar membrane
Molecular function (GO): soluble NSF attachment protein activity; syntaxin binding
Source: RefSeq, a predicted model, not a curated record